AUGACACUGGAGAAGAACUGUUCUCAGCAACAUGUGACAUUUGAGAAGCUUGGUAAUUUGGUGGAGUCGGUGUCCUCGUCAACACGAGUAUGGCAAAAAAUAUCGACUCUUCUAACAAAUUAUGACUCGAAUCGGACGUUCGCAGAUAAGAAUAUGUGGUCAGCUUUAACUAUCUUCGUCGCUUACGCUUCAAAAUUAAACUACGAAGAAAUGGAAACAUUCUAUAUGAAUCCAGAGAAGUUCUACAGAGAUGAUUAUACCUUCUACAAAGCCAGUCUUGGCAAUUUCAACGCCAAAAUUGGCCUCAGAAAAACGCUUGAAAAACUUCACAUCGCAAACGACGGCCUUCAAUGGAAUGAGCAGGUAGAGAGGCUUUCCGAGUUUAUCAUGGCAAGUAGAGGCAUUCGUGGGAACUCGCAAUUCUAG
Necator americanus (New World hookworm) is the source of this 426-nucleotide messenger RNA. RefSeq lists its product as uncharacterized. Lineage: Eukaryota; Metazoa; Nematoda; Chromadorea; Rhabditida; Ancylostomatidae. The record is from RefSeq and is a predicted model, not a curated record. The coding region runs from base 1 to 426 and encodes 141 amino acids. The transcript has a single exon.